Pieris rapae (cabbage white) is the source of this 1434-nucleotide messenger RNA. Its product is annotated as collagen alpha-1(XI) chain-like. The transcript has 11 exons. The coding region runs from base 112 to 1374 and encodes 420 amino acids. The record is from RefSeq and is a predicted model, not a curated record. Lineage: Eukaryota; Metazoa; Arthropoda; Insecta; Lepidoptera; Pieridae.
CCCGACUAAACCAUAUAAAUUGCCACAUUAACAAGAUAAUGAUGAAUUUAGAUACAAUGUGUCAUUUUUAACCGCACCUGGGACAGUUUACAUUAGAAUAAAAUUUUGAGAAUGGUGAAUGUUCAGAUAUUAGUGUUUUUACUAUAUAGUUUUCAAUUUGUAAAUGGAGAGGCAACGGAAUCCGGCACUGUAUCUACUUCAAGUCAAGAAGCUCCAAUACCAGAUGAUUCUCAAGCCCAAAUAAUAUCAGCUGAACUGAGAGAAUGCGGUUUACGAAUAACAGGACCUGGUUUAACAUGGCAGAAAGUUACUGUUUGCUCCACAGCGUACGCCAAUCCACCAGAGAUACCAAAAAUAAAGGGAACUCUUGGAGUUACUGGAAUACAAGGACUUAAAGGGGAACCAGGAUUAAAAGGAGAACCAGGGGCUCAGGGGAGCCUAGGGUUGAAGGGAGAACAAGGCAUACAAGGACCACCAGGAGUAAAAGGAGAGCCAGGAUUAAGAGGAGUUUUAGGUCCAAUGGGUCCUCAAGACCCAGGUUCAGUAGGGUUCCAAAGACGUGGCUUAGUGGGACAGAAAGGUGACAAAGGAAGGAUAGGUAAAGAUGGUAGUGGGGGAGAAAAGGGGGAUCGAGGUUCUACAGGACCUAAAGGAGUGAAAGGUGAUCAGGGUGCCUCAAUUCCCGGUCUUCAGGGACCUCCCGGUCAACCAGGUCCUUACAAUGUAUACAGCCAUCUCUUGAGUGUUGAAUCACCGAAGAACGACUUUGGAGAGGUACUAGAGUUUGAAGCGCGCAACAGGUAUCCCGGUACCCAGUUGAAUCCAGCGAAAUCGUGCGCAAACAUUGAAGAUGAUGGCAGUACUGAUGGAGAUUACUUUCUGAACCCCGAUAGCAAGUUUAUUGCGAGGUGUGAUUUUAUAAAACAAAGCGCGUGUCUUAGUCUAGAGUAUGACGAGGAACCUAAACUAUGCGACAGGAAGCCAUGUUGGCUGUUGAAGUCUGGGUUCAAUAUUGGGAAGUUUUAUAGAAAGCAAUUAAAAAAUAUAAAAUAUUUAAGCACCCUUACCGGAACGACACAUUCCACUCACAAGAUUACCAUUAUUUGCAAAUACCUGAGAUUGAGUGAAGAAUCAAAUUUGCAAAUACAAUUAUAUCACAUGCUGUUAAUUGGACCUGAAGCGUCCAACGAGACGCCAUUGCAUUAUAAAGUCAAUAGUGAGAAUUGUAAUUCAGAGACUGACGAAGGAUCUGCUGAAAUAGAAAUAACCAUAAUCGGUCCAUUCUUACCAAUUACGGAUUUUUAUAUAAGAGAUUUUAAUGAAAAAUCUGAACUUAUAUUUGAUAAAACUGAAGUCUGUUUUUAUUAUAAAUAAACGUAAAAUAUUUUUUAUACGUGUGAAGAAAAUAAACCUUUUAAUGUGUUCCUCGACAUA